UUCGCACAAGGAAAGUUGCAUCCCAGAAGCCGGAUCUUUUUAACCCCGUUCCGAUCGCACGCGCACCUCACUCGCAAGCUCGCAUCCGUGGCCCGCACCCGUUAGUGAAAACAUCGACAACUUUAUUUAUUUUUUAUCAAUUUUAAUUGAUUAUUUUUUUAUUCGCAAUGUAUAAAUCGAUUAUCGUUUUGUGUGUUAUGUGCGUUGUUUUGAUUGAGGCGCGUCCAAAAUGGCAGUACCUACCAGCAGUGCCGGGCUACGUGCCAGUGUACAUCCAGAACGGUGACACACCGCUCGAAGAAAUCAACCCUGACCUCGCUGAGGCCUUCCACGUCUUCCCAGCAGGCCGCAGCGUGGGGAAACAGGUCGACGCCGUCCCUGACACCCCAGAGUUAGCCGACCAACCACAACCCGACGAAGUCCCCGAACCAACCGACUCUAACGAUAAAUCCUAUGGAAAGAAGCUUCUGGGCAAAAAGAAAGCAACCUCCGACAUUGUGAAGCCAGUGGAACGUAGAUAAGACUCUUUGUACUUAAUUUAGUUUUAAUUAACAAGUGAGAUUAUUACUGCUAUGUCCACACUGUUUGUUUUGUCUGCGCUAUUAUUUUCGACUUGCAAAUCUUCUAAACGUAUUUAAGACGUUACGAACCAAACAUACUAAUAUUAUAUCGUUAUAGUGCAUUCAUUUUGAGAACGCACUCGCCAUAUUUGCUGUAUGUGUCAACUAUCUUGUCAAAAGUAACAGUGGGGUUAGUAUGAGAUUUUACAUCUCAUUAACCUCGAUAGAAUUCGAGCUCUUUCAAAUGAAGUAAAAAAUUCUGUACCACCGAUUUUUAUUUCGCAAGGUUCCCGAUUGGAGCGCUGACUGAAGAUGAAUGAACGAAUUUGAGCAUUAAAACAAUGCAGUUAAAGUUCAUUUUACGUUCAUCAUAGCUUCAAAUGCGCGACUCACGAAAAAAGCAGUGUGGACAUAACUUAAGAGUUUGCAACGGAAGAUCAAAGAUCAUCAAACUCAUUCUAAGCUUGCCAAUUAGCAUAAUAUACCUACUUCCUGUUAUUUAUUUUUAAAACAUUGUAUUUAAGUAUAAUUUUAAUUUUGCUACGCAUUAUACAUGACCUGUAAACUUAUUCGCGAUUAAAAUAUAAAUUACUAAUUAUUU
This is a messenger RNA of Maniola jurtina (meadow brown), 1161 nucleotides long. RefSeq lists its product as uncharacterized. Bases 168 to 521 code for a protein of 117 amino acids. The transcript is spliced from 2 exons. The record is from RefSeq and is a predicted model, not a curated record. NCBI's taxonomy places the organism in Eukaryota, Metazoa, Arthropoda, Insecta, Lepidoptera, Nymphalidae.